CCCCGCCCCGCCCCGCAGCAGCCGCGCGGCCGGGCGGCCCCGCGCCGCCGGUGGAAUUACUGCCAUGGCAACUCAAGUGCUGGGACAGUCUGGUGGGAACAGCCUCUUUCCUGGCAGUUCUAAUAUUGGCAUGGCAUUGUCCAAUGACAUGUAUGACUUACAGGACCUUUCUAAAGCUGAGCUGGCAGCUCCUCAGCUUAUUAUGUUGGCAAAUGUGGCCUUGACGGGAGAAGUUAGUGGCAACUGCUGUGAUUACCUGGUUGGAGAAGAGAGACAAAUGGCAGAACUGACAACGGUUGGGGACAGCAACUUCUCAGAUAGUGAUGGAGAGGGUAUGGAAGAUACCCAGGCUGCAGAGAGUGACCGUGAGGCACCUGAAAACGUGGAAUUAAGCUCCCUUGAGGUUCCUAGUGUGGAACCUCAAGGUCCAGCUGCUUGUUCCCCUCCUAAGACUCCCAGUGUGGACAAAGAUGCCUCAUUGGAAGCACCGGGUACUCCAGAAAGCACAGAGGACAAGUGUAAGAGCUUGAAGAGCAAACCAUUUCGUUGUAAGCCUUGCCAGUAUGAGGCAGAGUCUGAAGAGGAGUUUGUGCAUCAUAUCAGGGUUCACAGUGCUAAGAAGUUCUUCGUGGAAGAAAAUGCAGAAAAGCAAGCACACGUGAAGGAGUCUGAUUCCUGCACUGCAGAAGAGGUGGAUUUCUCUAAGGGCCCAAUCCGUUGUGAUCGCUGUGGCUAUAACACUAACAGAUAUGAUCACUAUCUGGCUCACUUGAAGCACCACAACAAAGCAGGGGAAAAUGAGAGAGUCUACAAGUGUACCAUAUGCACAUACACUACUGUCAGUGAAUAUCACUGGAAAAAACACCUAAGAAAUCAUUUUCCCAGGAAAGUGUAUACCUGCUCAGAGUGCUCCUAUUUUUCAGACAGGAAGAACAAUUAUAUUCAACAUAUUCGAACUCACACAGGGGAGCGACCCUAUCAGUGUGCGAUGUGUCCCUACUCCAGCUCUCAGAAGACCCAUUUAACCAGGCACAUGCGCACCCACUCAGGUGAGAAGCCAUUCAAAUGUGACCAGUGCAGCUACGUGGCCUCAAACCAGCACGAAGUGACUCGCCACGCGAGGCAGGUGCACAACGGGCCGAAGCCUCUGAUCUGCCCACACUGUAACUACAAAACCGCUGACCGCAGCAACUUCAAAAAGCACGUGGAGCUCCACAUCAACCCACGCCAGUUUCUCUGCCCUGUCUGUGACUAUGCAGCAUCUAAAAAAUGUAACCUGCAGUAUCACAUCAAGUCCAGGCAUCCUGAUUGUUCUGACAUCACCAUGGAUGUCUCGAAGGUGAAGCUACGGACUAAAAAGAGCGAAGCUGAGUUUUCUGAGAGCGGUAAUGACAAAGUGGAGAAGGAACCAAUGAAAGGGGAUUCAGCUGCAAAGAAAACAGAGAAAAUUGUGAAGGUGGAGAAAAAAGAUAAUUCAGCAAAGGAAAAGAAGUCAGCGAGCAAUGUUUCUGCAGGCCAAGUGACAACCAGAAGUCGGAAAUCGGCUUCAGAAAACAAGGAGGUGGAUAUUAAAACUGAGAAAAGUACUGAGAAAACAUGUAAAACAAAGAAGGUCAAAAGAAAGGCAGAGACUGAGGCAACUUCCUCAAAACAAGAGCCUGCAAAUGAUACCUCAGUAGUGACAAAAAAGAAAAAGAAAGUGGAAGCUAAACCCAGAGACUGCCAGGAAGCUCAAAAAAGUGAUGUUGCACCAGAGGAAGAGCCUAAAAAGCAAAAUUCUUGCCUUAAGAAAAACAGAAAAAAGAAAGCUCUGAAAAUUAAGCACAGUAAAAAAAACAGUAAACCUGAUCAGGAGAAGAUUGAGGAAGAGGAGAUGCCAGAUGAGUAUCCUGUUACAAAAGAAGAUGGAGGCGUGAAGCUGGACACUGAGGGCAGUGACCAGAGGGAGCAGGAUCCCACUGACACAGUGGCGUUAAACAGCAGUGGUGGUCAUGGUCUCAGUGGGGAGAGCACUGAUCCCAAAGGAAACUGCAUCCAAGGUCCAGGGCAGCUUUGUCUGCCAGCUCAGGAUGUAAACACAGAAGGUGAGGUAGAGGACCAAGAAAUGCCUGCGGCAGUAGGAGAGAGUGAAGACACUGGUGGUGCAAAAGAGGAGGAGAGACAGGUGGACAAAGGGGAAGACACUUGCUCUGAGGAACCUUCCCAUGCAGCAUCUUCUGGAAAAAGCGUGGAUGUGCUCCUGGAUGUGGUACCAGAUCUGGCACCUGAGAAGGAGCCAGAGGAAACUGUGGCAGCAACUGAGACUAACUCCAGCCUGAUGGACCUGACCAAGACAUGCCUGCCAGCGACAGAGUCAACAGGAGAUGCUGCGCCAGCGCCUGUACCUGCAGCAGAGUGUACACAAAGCCCUAAAGUGGCUCUGUCCUUACCUCGGGAUAACACAGCCGUGAAUGAAUCUCAGGAAAUGGAGGAGGAUGAGGGCAUCCACAGCCACGAAGGCAGUGACAUCAGUGACAACAUAUCAGAAAGGAGCGACGACUCGGGGUUAAAUGGUGCUCGCUCUGUACAAGAGGAAACAAGUCCAAAGAUGUCACAAGGAGCUCCGGACACUGCGGUGGCCAGGGAGAACUAUGUGUGCAUUUUUUGUGACCGCUCAUUUAAAAAGGAAGGUGAAUACAGCAAGCACCUCAACAGGCACUUGGUUAAUGUGUAUUAUCUUGAGAAGGCAGCAAAAGGGCAGGAGUAGAAAUAACUGUGGUUUGGGGAAUCUUCUUUUGUAAGAUCUUACACAGCUUAUGUAAAAAUACUGUAGAUUUUUUUAAGCACUGUUUGCUUUAGUGUCUGCAUUGGUUUCUUUUUUGGUUGGAUUUUUUUUUUUAAGUUGAAAAUAUUUUUGACAACUUUGUGUCAUGGUGAACUCAUUAACUAUUGAAUCUCUUAAUUAGAGAAAGCAGGUAGGGUGUAUGAGGUUGUGUCCUAUAAAGUCACUGUAAGCUUCUAGUCUAUUAGCUUAUGCAGCUCUUUUAUAAACUGAGUUUUAGGAACCAGACUGGAGCUAACAAUAUACAAGUUGGAUGUUUAUAGAGCCACUGGCAUAAGUUGCUUUUUGUUCUAGCAGCCAACUCUCUCUCCCUUUUUCCCUUUCCCUUUUUUAUUUUAGUUCUUUUCAAUGUAUCUUGAUGUUCAAAGUAUUAAAUUAGUUGAUGGUUUUUCUACCAGGAAGAUAGCUUCUAUUACAUAAAGAGCACUUUGUAAAAGAAAUCAAAGUUGGCUAGUGAUGAACAUAACUGUUUAAGCUAAUUACAAUUAUGAACGUACAUUUCAGGUCCCCUAAGUGUGAAUGAUGAGCCAAAAUUUGAGAGCAGUCCUUCCAACUUUUGAUUGGAGAACCUCUGUCUUGAUUAAUAUCUUAAUCACUGAUCUGUAAUUGGCUUUGUUGUGGGGGAGCAAGUUUGUUAUUUUUAAUUCCUGCUUUUUGUUUUUUGAUUGUGCUUUAAGGGCUUAAAAUGUUGCACUUGUUUUUGAUUUUUACCUAUGCAGUUUAAUCUUCUAGGAAUAGUGCUUGUGCAGUAUAUGUACACUUUAUAUAUGCAUGUUUGGUUUUGUAUGUGUAAGUUUUUUUUAUUUGGAAACGUUCAGACUUUUUGCUUACAGUGGGACAGUUUUCUGUGGCAGUUUUCUGUGAUGCUCCUUACUGCAGAUUAUUCUUGUUUUCCUGGGUUGUGAUUAACUGUGCAUGAAGUUGCUGAAAUUAUGAACUGCUUGGCUAUGUAGUUUUUACUGUGUUUAGAGUCCUUGAGCAGAACAAUACCAAUGCAGUUCCAAAACACUUUUACAGGAUUUAUUCUGUCAUGGAAAUGCCACUUCUGAUACUUUGAAUACACAUGCAGAGUAAUAAAUUCUGAUUUAUAAUUUGGGAUCACCAGACAGGAAAAUAAUCUCUCUCAGUGGAAACAGUCUGCAGAUUCUGCAAGUCUGGAAUUUUUUUUUUCCCUUCCAAUUUCAUUUUUGUGGUGGACAGCAGUCAAAUUUCAUGAGCUUUAAAAAAAUAAAAUAGUAGCAGUGAUAUAAUCUAACAUCUCAUACACAAAAAAAAACCAUCAAACAAAUAAAGAUGAAUCAACUGGUAAGCAACAAACCUGGCAUUUAAAAUCUGUAGGAAUUUCUGCUCCAUAUUAAUUCAAGUUGCAUUUAAUAAAACCAUCCUGCUUCCAUGCAGAGAGAAACAUGCAAGUUAUCAGAUUGUCAUCUCAGGUCUGCAUGUCAUAUGAGGAGUUUUUAAUUCUAAACAAAUUUAAUUUCCAGCACACACAAAUGCAAGAGAGAUUGCAUACCUAACUGCUUGUAGCCAACCAGCGGCAAAAUGUAAACAAAAUCCAAACCAGCAGGCAAGAAGCAAAACCCUCCAGGUCUCAUCUGUGCACUCUUCUGACUGUCAUUAGCUGCUUUUCCAGUGGGAGCAGUUGGGGACAGCUCCAAAGAAGCAAAUUUGGAGACAGGUGUUACUUGGGGAGUGGAGUUGAAGAGCUCAGCAUUUGUCAGAGCAUUUUAUUGCAAGUAACUCUCUCUGUGUAAGCUCUGGAACAAACCCCAUUCUUCACAGUGUUGUCCCCACAGCAUCUUCCCCUCCAAACAAACCCACUGCUGUGAGUGAAUUGAGAGCAACAAUGCUACAUUGCUUCUGCUUUUGGGAGAGAUUGGUAAUAGGAGGCCAAAGAUUUGAGAGGGAAGGCAUCCCUCAUGGCAGAAAUAAGUUGUUUAAUGUAUAGUGAGUUUCUGUUUGCAUAGAUAGUGUUCAAUCCUUACCUUGGCUGUGACAAUCAUUGUCAACUCAAGAUCAAGUUGCAACUAUAUUUAUGUUAAACCUUAAGAAAACAAACCUAGUUGAAUUGUUUUCCUAAACUACCAGUUGUAAUAGUUUUAGAUGUAUUUUUUUCUUCAUAAUAGUGUUUCUUUAUAUAUAAAUGUUGCCACCAUUUGUGAGUGAUGUGAGCAGAUGCUGGGAAUUCCAGUGCUGUGUAGAGGUUUAAAGCUCCCUUCCUAUCCUUGCGAAGAGCCUUUGCCAUUUUGUGAGAGACUUCAAGGACUUUAGCUGUGUUCAAGUAAACUCAUGGACUGGCCUGAUAAUUUUUCCUGUUAUUUUUUUAAUGCAAAUGAUGCUGUUAACUGACUUUAAAGUUCUCUCUGUGAGACAAAAGCAAAGGUGAUUCUCUGAAAUACUGUGCUGCACAUUUCUGUGAAGUGGUCAAGGUUUCAAUGCUUGAUCUGACAAGAACUCUUCAAAGACAACAGUUGGCUCCUCUUUGGUGGAGUUUCCUACCUUCCUACAAGAUGAGAAACUGAAAAUAAAUUAUUAACGUAUUAAGAAGAAGAAAAGUUGAUUUUUUCUAUCUGAGACCCAUCAAGAACAUCCUGAACUAGCUAAUCUCGGUGCAGAACUGUGUUGGAAUUCUCUGCAGGGUUUGGGAUUAUGUUACAGUAAAAAGGCAAGGAUGUAAUGCCUUAUGUUUAUCUCAAAUGUUAGGCACUGCUAAUACGAGUAUUUGAGGGGAGUGUGGGUCACGUAGCCCACCAUAUAUGGUGGUCUUACAUUGCUGUGUCUCCCUUUAAACAAUGCCUUUUUUUUUUUUUGGUCUUUUUCAAUAUUGUUAAAUUAUUUUGUGUUGGUUUUGCCAAUGCUAGCAUGUUUGUGUUUUUUGGCAAUAAUACCUGUAUUUGUGUUCAACCUCCAAUAUGUGGUUGGAAGGAUUAGCAUGCUGAUAUACCCCUACACUGCCAGCCCUUGGUUGAGUCAUGUGUUCUGGGCUUUUUCUGCAUGAAUCUAUACAUUCAAACUAACUGCCCCGAAAAAUAGUCAAGAAAUGGCUAGCUAGGCACCUAAAAUCCAUGGUUUGCAAUUGUUGUUUCUGGGUUUUGAUGAUCUAGGCUGGAACUUCAGUCAUUUAAAGAAGAAUGUUUAACAGCUGACAGGCCAGUUAAGAUACAGUAAAGUCAUUGAUUUCAACUGAUUUAAUGUAGCUGAAAGGUAUUAAAUCAAAUUCAAGAGUUUUCUUGAAUGUCAAUUGUGUAGAUAUGUGGCGUGGAUAUGAUAUUAACAGAAUCCAAAUAGCUAAAGAAAUUGUUUUAUGUGUACAUAUAUUUUCCCCCCUCUAAAAUUACACUAGCUAACAAACUUUUGUAAGCUGGCAUGGAAACAUGUUUAUGAUGUUUAGUUGCACCAUGUUUGAUGCUUUUACAGUGCAAUACUUGUAUUCUCUGAAUUAAACCAAAGGUAAUUUCUUUUCAUGCUCUCUACUGUAGUGCAUGACAGUCUUUUCUGCGUUUGUAAUAGAUGUAAAACGAGCCAGAUCAUACUUCCUGUUUUUACCUAAAUCAUGUAUAAGAAGUCUUUUGUUCAAAAUGUAGUAUAAAGUUAAACUAAAUUGCAUUAUAUUAACCUUUACAAGUGUAUUUUCCUAAGCAUAGUUAUGAUUAAAUAAACUUUAUUAAGGAACCUUCA
Molecule: messenger RNA, 6499 nt
Organism: Camarhynchus parvulus
Lineage: Eukaryota; Metazoa; Chordata; Aves; Passeriformes; Thraupidae
Gene: REST
Product: RE1 silencing transcription factor
Exons: 4
Coding region: 65-2746 (893 amino acids)
Biological process (GO): regulation of gene expression
Cellular component (GO): nucleus
Source: RefSeq, a predicted model, not a curated record